GCCGGCCGCUCCGGGCUCCAGGGGCCGAGGCUCUGCGGGGUGGGGGGAGGACAGAGGGGAGAGGAGGGAGGGGGACCCCCGAGUCGCCCCCUCCUCCCCCCGCCCCCCGGCUCCAUCCUCCGCCACCGCGCGAGCAGCUGCGGGGCCGCCGCCGCCGCCUUUGCAGGCUGACUCAUCACUAGAGAGCGGGAAGGGCAGCAGCAGAGAAUUCAAACCCUAAAGCUGAUUUCUCCUCGCUGGGGCUCAGAGGGGAGCCAUCAUGAGCGAUGUUACCAUUGUGAAAGAAGGUUGGGUUCAGAAGAGGGGAGAAUAUAUAAAAAACUGGAGGCCACGCUAUUUUCUUUUGAAGACAGACGGCUCAUUCAUAGGAUAUAAAGAAAAACCUCAGGAUGUAGACUUACCUUACCCCCUCAACAACUUCUCAGUGGCAAAAUGCCAGUUAAUGAAAACAGAAAGACCAAAGCCAAAUACAUUUAUAAUCAGAUGUCUACAGUGGACCACAGUUAUAGAGAGAACAUUCCAUGUUGAUACUCCAGAGGAAAGGGAAGAAUGGACAGAAGCUAUCCAGGCUGUGGCAGACAGACUACAGAGGCAAGAAGAGGAGAGAAUGAAUUGUAGUCCAACUUCCCAGAUUGACAAUAUAGGAGAGGAAGAGAUGGAUGCUUCUACAACCCACCACAAAAGAAAGACAAUGAAUGAUUUUGACUAUUUGAAACUACUAGGUAAAGGCACUUUUGGGAAAGUAAUUUUGGUUCGUGAGAAGGCAAGUGGCAAAUAUUAUGCUAUGAAGAUCCUGAAGAAAGAGGUCAUCAUUGCAAAGGAUGAAGUGGCACACACUCUAACUGAAAGCAGAGUAUUAAAGAACACCAGGCAUCCAUUUUUAACCUCCUUGAAAUAUUCCUUCCAGACAAAAGACCGUUUGUGUUUUGUGAUGGAAUAUGUUAAUGGGGGAGAGCUGUUUUUCCAUUUGUCGAGAGAGCGAGUGUUCUCUGAGGACCGCACACGUUUCUAUGGUGCAGAAAUUGUCUCUGCCUUGGACUAUCUACAUUCUGGAAAGAUUGUGUAUCGCGAUCUCAAGUUGGAGAAUUUGAUGCUGGAUAAAGAUGGUCAUAUAAAAAUUACAGACUUUGGACUUUGCAAAGAAGGGAUCACAGAUGCAGCCACCAUGAAGACAUUCUGUGGCACCCCAGAGUACCUGGCACCAGAGGUGUUGGAAGAUAAUGACUAUGGCCGAGCUGUGGACUGGUGGGGCCUUGGUGUUGUCAUGUAUGAAAUGAUGUGUGGAAGGUUACCCUUCUACAACCAGGAUCAUGAGAAACUUUUUGAACUAAUACUUAUGGAAGACAUAAAAUUUCCUCGAACACUCUCUUCAGAUGCAAAAUCAUUGCUUUCAGGGCUCUUGAUAAAGGAUCCAAAUAAACGCCUCGGCGGAGGGCCAGAUGAUGCGAAAGAAAUCAUGAGACACAGUUUUUUUUCCGGAGUAAACUGGCAGGAUGUGUAUGACAAAAAGCUCGUGCCUCCUUUUAAGCCUCAAGUAACCUCUGAGACGGACACCAGGUGUUUCGACGAGGAGUUUACAGCACAGACCAUCACCAUAACGCCGCCUGAGAGAUAUGACGAGGACGGCAUGGACGGCGUGGACAACGAGCGGCGGCCACACUUCCCGCAGUUCUCCUACUCGGCCAGCGGCCGGGAAUAGGCCUCCUCCAUCCUGCUGCUUCCCCGUCACCCUCGGUUUCUUACUGGACACAAUCCUGGACCUGUCGCCAGUCUCGCCGUUCCGGACAGCGGGGCGGCGCCACCCGCCCGCCCAGGUCUCCACCGCGCCACCGUCGCCCCGUGAACACGCGCACACACGCACACGCACACUCUCCAGGUUUUGUUUUUGCAUGAAAUUGUAUUUCAGUCCAAGGUCUCAUGCUGUUGCUGCUACUGUCUCACUAUGAUAGCAACUUCGAGAAGUAAGUUCCGUCUUCGGGAGUCAUGAGCCGCCCUCGUUCAUUCGUGCACCGGUUCUCGUUCGGUCUCGGAGUUUUCGCGUCUCCCUGCGGUGAAGGCUCCACGAGACGCACUGAUUCUAGGUACACUUUUUAACUUUCUAGAAGAUAAAUUAACUAAUUAGACGACGAAGAUGUAGUUCAUAUUUCAAAGCAGCCGUUGUGGAAGGACGGUGAGCGCGGGUGCCCGCGUUGAGCCCACUCGCCCGAUCGGGCGGGGCGCUCCUAAGAGCCUGCGGGGCCCGUGGCGGGGCCGUGCGAGGCCGGCUCGCGCGCCUCCGCCUCGUGCAGCUGACGUGGCCUCGGAAGGUGGGCGGCGCCGGCCCUGCCCUCACCGGGCCGCGUGCCGCGGUGACAGCGCCGGCCCUGCGCGCGUCCUCGGGAUGCCGACCCCUGCGCCCCGCUCCCGCUCCCGCUCCCGCUCCCGCUCCCGUCGGUAGUAUUUAUGUUAGUGAGGCCCCGGCGUGCGCCUGCCCAGCCGAGCGGAGGAGGCGGAGCGGCCUCACAAGGCCAAAAGCGGGAGGCAGCGCGGCGCCCGCGGCGCUUCUGGGACGCGCGGACGGGCGAGGCGGUCCCCACCUCACAGCCUUCGGUGCUAGGAGCCCUUUCCAAAGCCGACCGGAGUCGGAGCGGCCCGGCGGCCGUGGGCCGCGGGGGGUGGGAGGCUCCAGGACCACUGCUGGCGGUGGCGGCCGCGGCCGCGGGUCCAGGCCUUCCGCCGGUCACACGCCCGUCACCUUCGCUCGAGGUCCCGCGGCCCUUAGUCAUCUCCCUCCUUCCCGCUGCGGGACGUGGCUUCCUGCUGUUUCCCUCUCCCAAUCGCCGUGACUUCCCGGACCCUGGCCAAGGGCGGUCCUAAGGCCGCAGGGCGCCCCGGCUCCGGGUGUCACCAGGCCCGGCCAGCUCUCCGCGUCCGGCCUCGGAGGCGGGGCAGACACCGGGGUGUGGGGGCCGAGCCGAGCCCUGCUGGGAGGCGGGAGGCGGGCGGCCCCUGCGCCCUCACCCACUCCCCGCGGCCCAGUGUUGCUUCCAGGCCUCGCCCGCCGCGUCCCACAAGCCCAGCCCCCCUGCCUUGGGGCCGAGGAGCCGACCCCGCUCCCCGCUCCCGCCGUGCACCGCUCCCGCCGCCGUGCACCGCACCGCCCCGCACCGCCCGCGGGCGAGCAUGAAAUGUAAAGUAUUUAUUUUACGAAGGGCCCCGCGGAGUCGCCUCCCCAGCCCGGGCGCCUCUCGCGCGAGGUCCACGCGGUGGAGCCUCCGGCUGGGGCGACCCCGAGACACCCCCACUCCGCCGGCCUCUCCUCGGGGCCUGGGACCCGGGGCGUGCGCGGGCGACACGCACUGUUUGUACACGACACCCUGCCUUCGUCUCUGCACAGGGACGUGAGGUGCACUCUCCCCUUCGUACCGCAGCGUGAAUAAAGCACUAUGUCAA
Messenger RNA from Dipodomys spectabilis (banner-tailed kangaroo rat), 3432 nucleotides. RefSeq names its product AKT serine/threonine kinase 3 (gene Akt3). Gene Ontology annotation, biological process: protein phosphorylation. The record is from RefSeq and is a predicted model, not a curated record. The transcript has 14 exons. Lineage: Eukaryota; Metazoa; Chordata; Mammalia; Rodentia; Heteromyidae. Gene Ontology annotation, molecular function: protein serine/threonine kinase activity; ATP binding. The coding region runs from base 260 to 1699 and encodes 479 amino acids.